This is a messenger RNA of Thalassophryne amazonica, 2411 nucleotides long. RefSeq names its product propionyl-CoA carboxylase subunit beta (gene pccb). NCBI's taxonomy places the organism in Eukaryota, Metazoa, Chordata, Actinopteri, Batrachoidiformes, Batrachoididae. Gene Ontology annotation, cellular component: mitochondrion. The transcript has 15 exons. The record is from RefSeq and is a predicted model, not a curated record. The coding region runs from base 16 to 1752 and encodes 578 amino acids. Gene Ontology annotation, molecular function: propionyl-CoA carboxylase activity.
AAUGCAACAAUAAGGAUGUCAGCUGCCGUUAAACGCCGUAGAAGAAGAAGACGCAGGCUCAGUCCUGUGAAGAUGGCGGCUCUUAAUGUGGUGAGAAACAGCUGCGGACUCAUAAACGGAUUCAGGGUAUUUCCCAGGAGUUUUGCGCAAAUAAAACAUGGCGCAAUCACUGCUGCUGUGGUCCAGACGAGCCCGCAGCGGGACUGCCGCUGGUACUGCAUCAGUCACUUGUCUGUGAAGGAGAGAAUCGAUAGGAAACGGAAGGCGGCGCUCGCCGGCGGAGGUCAGAGGAGAAUUGAUGCCCAACACAAAAAGGGUAAGCUGACAGCCAGAGAGCGAGUGGAGCUGUUGUUGGACCCCAAAUCCUUUGUGGAGUCAGACAUGUUUGUGGAGCAUCGCUGCUCUGAUUUUGGAAUGGAAAAGGAUUCAAACAAGUUCCCAGGUGACAGUGUGGUGACAGGCCACGGCAGGAUCAGCGGCAGACUCGUCUACGUCUUCAGUCAGGACUUCACAGUGUUUGGUGGCAGUCUGUCUGGAGCUCAUGCACAGAAGAUCUGCAAGAUCAUGGACCAGGCCAUGACUGUGGGAGCCCCGGUUAUUGGGUUGAACGACUCUGGAGGAGCCCGGAUCCAGGAAGGGGUGGAAUCUCUAGCUGGAUAUGCAGAUAUAUUCCUGAGGAAUGUGUUGGCUUCUGGUGUUGUCCCUCAGAUCUCCCUCAUCAUGGGUCCCUGUGCAGGAGGGGCCGUCUACUCCCCCGCCUUGACAGACUUUACCUUCAUGGUUAAGGACACAUCGUAUCUGUUCAUCACAGGACCUGAUGUUGUGAAGUCUGUCACCAACGAAGAUGUGACGCAAGAGGAGCUCGGAGGAGCAAAGACGCACACCACAGUGUCCGGUGUGGCUCACCGGGCCUUUGAGAAUGAUGUCGAAGCUCUGCUCAAUCUGCGGGAAUUCUUCAGUUUCUUGCCUCUUAGCAAUCAGGACCCUGCCCCUAUCAGGGAGUGCCACGACUCCAGUGAUCGAUUGGUACCUGCGUUGGACACCAUUGUUCCGUUGGAGUCAACGAAAGCCUACGACAUGUUGGAUAUCAUUCAUGCGAUUGUGGAUGAGAGGGACUUCUUCGAGAUCAUGCCCAACUUUGCAAAGAACAUUGUUGUGGGAUUCGCCCGGAUGAAUGGACGCACCGUAGGCAUCGUUGGUAACCAGCCAAAAGUGGCUUCUGGUUGUUUGGACAUUAACUCCUCUGUGAAGGGCGCUCGCUUUGUGCGCUUCUGUGAUGCAUUCAACAUUCCCAUCAUCACCUUUGUGGAUGUUCCAGGUUUUUUACCAGGUACAGCUCAGGAGUACGGUGGCAUCAUCAGACACGGCGCCAAACUGCUGUAUGCUUUUGCCGAGGCCACUGUUCCGAAAAUAACCAUCAUCACCAGGAAGGCUUACGGGGGAGCCUAUGACGUGAUGAGCUCCAAACACCUGAGAGGAGACGUGAACUACGCCUGGCCCACAGCUGAGGUUGCCGUCAUGGGAGCAAAGGGCGCUGUUCAGAUAAUCUUCAGGGGAAAGGAGGACCAGGCGCAGGCAGAGGCCGAAUAUGUAGAGAAGUUUGCAAACCCGUUUCCUGCUGCUGUCAGAGGGUUUGUGGACGACAUCAUCGAACCAGCGAGCACUCGUAAGAAAAUCUGCAGAGAUCUGGAGGUGCUGGCCAGCAAGAAGCAGAUCAACCCCUGGAAGAAACACGCAAACAUCCCUCUCUGAACAUGCCCACGUUGAGUCGCCGUGGGCUUCUUGGCAUUCGGAUCAACAAUAGCAAUAAAUGUGGGCCAACUGUCAUAGAUCUGAACAUUUCUCCUCCCAUCUUUUUAUUCACCACUCCAGUGUUUGUAGCACUUAAACAUACAACUUUUCUGAGCGCAGCCAAGCUCGUGGUUGAUGCUUUUGAAACUCAAAACUGUGAUCUGUUAAAAGUAGCUGUGAGGAACAGCUGGUGGAGUUGCCGCCAGUUUUAACCGUAAUUUAUGAUGUGUUGAGCUUUACCGCCGAUAUGUCAUCGAACAUGGAUGUUGAGGAAAACAGCAGGCUCACUGAUUUUUCACACAAGUAGUGACCACAUUGGACAUUAUUGUUGUACAUUUGGAAUGAAGAGGUGUCCAAAGGUGUGAAUUUGAUGGCAGAGAAUAUAGGUGGCUGUUAAACACGUCUGUCUUCAUCAUGUGUUUCUGGUUGUUUCCACUCUGCCGUUCUAGGUCAAGGCAAGAUGUAGAAGAACAAACAAGCUGUGCCUUUUCCCCCUGGCAGGAUCUGUUCUGCUGGAUGUAAAAUAAAAUGUUGAAUCUUCUCCUGUGCAAAUGUGUUUUAAAUUAUGCAGUUCUAAAGUUGAAAAGAAUAAAGUAACAUUCUUUGGUGUGCUAAUACAA